UGAAAGAAAAUGUCAAAUUGUCAAACUAAGAUGUUUAUUUUCGUUCACAAAAAGUUAGUCUAAAUCUUAGCUUAAAUGGCUUACGCGUACUAUCCUAUACUUUUAAAAUUACGAGUUCGACGGUUCAAUUAAUUAGAUGCCAUAGCAAUGUCCUCCGGAGACGCGGGGGUCCAGCAGGACCCGGCCCAUAUUGCGGAUGUCGACGUCGACGAAACCACUAAAGGAGAUGGUUCUGAACGCGAUCUGGCGACUGAUUCUGGACUGGAGGCUAACUCCUCAGGAUUGACAGGGGAUGUGACUUCUUUUGAGUCAGCUGUAUCAGCCAGGGAGCUAAAAAAUAAUGACGAAAAAGGCGAGACAAAAGUGGUGGUGGAUGUCACUGACACCGGAGUGUCGUCUCCUAUUUCGUCCUCUGGCGCUAGCUCUCCUGGUGCUAAUACGUCUGACAACGUCUCCAACUUUGAAGAGCUCUCAGCCAGCCAGCAUGAUAAUUUAAAUAACUCAGAAAAGCUAACAGCUCACAAAUCAGUAACGUCACAUAACGAGGAUAAUUUAGAUGCUCAAAUUACCAUGGAUAACAAUACAAACGGCGCUUCUAAUGAUUCUUUAAACAAUCAAAAUCUUGACACAAAUAAGAACUUAGCGACAUCAACAGUAAGUUUGAAUGACACAAUAGAAACAAAUGUAACAAUAAACAAGUCACCAUACAGUCGGAGCGCAGAAAACAUAUCAGUGGACAUUAAAAUGGACCAAAGUGUAGAUAAGGAUGCAGUAUUGUCCCAAUUCACAAGCCAGAAGAAUAAAGUUACCGCUACACAGGCAAUCCCAGACCCAAACGCUAAUACAAAUCUAGAUGUACGAUACACACGGUUACCUAAAGAACUACUGUCGCAAGACCUUGGCAGUAUCGUUAAGAAUGUCCACGGGAUCUUCUCAUCUGUAAGCGGCAGUUUGAAGAAUGCAUACACACACAGAGCUGGCCAUAUACCGUAUAUGAAAACUGUUAAACCAAUGCCAAACGGGAAAGUAAUGAAUGAUAUAUUUGAAGAUGAACAACAUGAUGAGAAGAUUACGAAUGGGAUAGAGAACACCAAAGCGGAGAUUUCUAAUGAGACUGAGAUGAUAAAUACGAAUUUAGAGGAGGAUGUAAAGGGAGAUGUGUUACGGCUACAGAUAGAGUCAUUGGAACGAGUGUUGGCGGAGCAGAGGAAAGAGAACACGGCACUGAGGGAGACGGUGAAGCAGCAGGCGGACAAGCUCACGGAGAGAGACCAGACUUUUAGAGAGUUGGAGACUAAAAUGGAUUUGAUGUCAAAGCGCGUAGAGCAUGCAGAGCGCGAAAAGGACGCAGCCGUGAUGCGCUACGCGAGCGUGGAGCGAGCCGCCAUCGAGGCCCGCAAGCUGGCGGAGCAGGGGGCGGUGAAGGAGCGCGCGGCCACCGCGGAGGCCGAGCUGGCGGCCGGGAAGCUGAAGGCCGCCAGGGAGGAUAAACUACGUGUCUGCCAGAUGUAUGAUGACAAGUGCCACGAGCUGGCGAACAGCGAACGCGAGCUGGCGAAGGUUCGAGAGGAGGUGAAGGAACUGGAGGGGAGGCUCAAGUGGACGCAGAGCAAGCUUCGCAUGGAGAUGGACGCCUACAAGGACAGCGCAGAGCGUGCGGAGAAGCUCGCGGCGCAGGUGGCGGAGCUGGAGGCGGCCCAGGAGGCGGCCGCCGCCGGCGCCUGCGACUCGCACGCCGCUAGACAGAUGGAGACCGAGUUGAAGGAAAGCAUGGCAGCUCUGAUCCUGUGUCGUCACGAGCGCGAGUCGCUGGAGCGGCGUCUCGCUCACACCACCCAACAACUCGACAGCACCGUGAAGGAGCGAGAUGCGGCUGUCGCCAGUAAUACCAGUAACUUGGCUGAGAUCGAGAGGCUGAAAGCUCAUAACGCGCGGCUAGAAGAGGAGGCGGCGGAGCUAGCGGCUCUAAGGGCGCAAGCCGCACUCGCCGAUACGCUCAGUGCACAACUCCACAGGGAAACGGAACGAGCAGCCGCCGCGGAAGAAGCCCUAGGCCGCGAGCGAGCGCGGGCAGAGACGUGCGCGCGACGCGAGGCAGCCGCGCUAGAACAUGCGGCCAGACUGACGGCGCAACAUGUUGCCAUACAGCAGCAGAGACAACACACCGACGAUCAGGCCUCUGCAUUAAGUGCAGAUAACUCUGCACUUCGCGAACGCAUCUCAGAGCUUGAAGUAGAAGUGGGUAAACUGCAGACUUCGCUCGCAGAGGAGGUGGAAAGGAGACACAAGGAGAGCCGGGUGCUCGCGAGAAAGGUGGCGGAGUUACAAGAGGAGGCGGCGGAGGCGGCCAAACAGCUCGAGUGGGAGAAGGGCGAGAACGGCGUGCUCAAGAAGAAACACGCCAGCCAGGUCAAGGAGCUGAACCGCGAAUUGGCGCGCGCGCUGAAACGCGUGGAGGCGUUAGAAGCCAAGCAGCCUCCCACGCAGCCCUCCACACGCACAGGUUCGGUGACGUCGCUCAGCAGCGGCGAGAGCGCGACGCACGAGGACAGCGGCCGAGUCGACGGGCACGACGAGGGGACGCUGCCGGACGUACAGGUGCGAGAACCAGACCGGCAAGCGCUGGUAGAACGUAUAGUAUCUCUACAGCGAGCGGCGGCGAGGCGCGCCGAGCGCUGCGAGUUCCUCGAGGAGCACGCGAGGCAACUGACGGACGAGCUGCGGGGGAAGUCUCGUCUUCUCCGGCAUCUGUUGCCCAACCUGCCGGCGCAGGCGCUCGCCUCCACCGCCAGCGACUCCAACAAGAAAGAGAUAGCGAAGUUCGGCGGCGGCGCCAUGGCGGCGCUGUGGGGCGGCGACCCCGGCGGGCUGUCGCUGGAACUGUCUCUGGAGAUGAACAAACGGCUGCAGAGCGUGCUGGAAGACACACUACUGAAGAACAUCACACUCAAGGUAACAAUACAAUCAGAAAGAGAUAGCGAAGUUCGGCGGCGGCGCCAUGGCGGCGCUGUGGGGCGGCGACCCCGGCGGGCUGUCGCUGGAACUGUCUCUGGAGAUGAACAAACGACUGCAGAGCGUGCUGGAAGACACACUACUGAAGAACAUCACACUCAAGGUAACAAUACAAUCAGAAAGAGAUAG
Molecule: messenger RNA, 3141 nt
Organism: Cydia splendana
Lineage: Eukaryota; Metazoa; Arthropoda; Insecta; Lepidoptera; Tortricidae
Gene: Golgin104
Product: coiled-coil domain-containing protein 186
Exons: 15
Coding region: 148-3141 (997 amino acids)
Biological process (GO): vesicle cytoskeletal trafficking
Cellular component (GO): trans-Golgi network
Molecular function (GO): small GTPase binding
Source: RefSeq, a predicted model, not a curated record